CUCGGUCGCAUGUAGACACACUCGUAGCACGUAGCGCCGCUACGAAAACAUCGCUCUUGUUCGGACUUUAAAAACAAAAGUGUGUUGUGUGAGUGCUUUUUUUUGUGUGUGUAUUCGAGUUGGACGCAGUAAUGUCGCUGGUGCCGCCGGGGGGCGCCGACUCGCCCAGUCCACGCCGGGCCGUCAGUCCACUGCUGGAAAUGAGGAGACCCCACUGCACGCUGGCCUGUGACUACUGCGCAGCUAUACUCGAGGACAAAUUUAAACGUAGUGCAGAUAUGCGUAACCGAGGUACGUCGCCUUUGUCUGCGUCACCGAGGCAGUCUCUGACUGGCGAGCCACCCUGGACAUUGCCUGAUGACGACCGCCCAGAUUUUUCAGCUCUUAAAGAAAACAUACAAAGAAUUAAUAAAGACUGCGAGACGUCAACACGGUUGGACAUGCUUCUCACACAGGUGGAACAGUACGCCAAUAAUUUGGAAGCGUUGGUAGAAGAGCGCACGUCAGAUUACCUGGAGGAGAAGAGGAAAUGCGAGGAGUUGCUAUAUCAACUCUUACCCAAAUCCGUAGCGUCCCAGCUUAUAAUGGGCCAACCAGUGAUGGCGGAGACCUACGAUCAAGUUACAAUCUACUUCAGCGAUAUCAUAGGCUUCACCCAAUUAUCUGCCGAGUCCACUCCACUGGAGGUCGUUGACCUUUUAAAUGAUCUGUACACGAGUUUCGAUUCAAUUAUUGAGAACUUCGAUGUUUAUAAGGUGGAGACUAUAGGUGACGCCUACAUGGUAGUAUCUGGGUUACCGAUGAGAAAUGGUAACCGGCACGCCGCUGAAAUAGCAAGGAUGUCGCUGGCUUUGCUCAGAGCAGUGCGCCUGAAAACCGUGCCACAUCGGCCUGGAGAACGAUUGCUACUGAGGAUUGGCAUGCACACAGGUCCUUGCGUGGCUGGUGUGGUUGGUCUCAAAAUGCCUAGAUAUUGUCUUUUUGGUGAUACCGUGAACACAGCGUCACGGAUGGAGUCUCAUGGUGAAGCUCUCAAAAUACAUGUCAGUCCAAAAACGAAAGAGAUUCUCGAUAUAUACGACUGUUUUGAACUGGAAUGCAGAGGAGAGAUCUCUAUGAAGGGCAAAGGUAAAAUGAUAACGUACUGGCUGAUCAGAGAAAAAUCUAACACUCAAGAAAUGCAAUCGUACGAGGAAAUGAAUCAUAUUCAUACAGACAUCGUGAACAACCCUAGUAUCACAUUUCAAGGGCCCGAUAGUCCCGCAUCGCAUUCACUUACUCAAAGCCAAAGUCCUGAACGAGUCACUGAUAACAAAGAUACAAGUAACCAUAGACCACUAGAACUAUUGAGUGAAAGAGAUCGCAUAAAACAUGAGAUAGCAACAUUCGUAGCAAAAGAUUUGAUAAACAAUAUCGACAAUGCUGUUAGAGAAUUCAGAAAAUCACAAAGUGCAAAUUUUGCGUCAAUAAUUCCCUCAAAACCAAUAUGCAAUGGUAGCAAUAAAAGUCAAAUUACCCCUACAUAUGAUAAGGAGCUCGUCAUCAGUAAAGGAAAGGUACGAGAUGUCGUGAACAGAUUCAACAGUUGUGUUAUCAACGAAAGUGGGAGUAAAGUAACGAAAUCAAAAACUAUGAAAACUGAAGACUGAAUGUAAUAGAAAACUUUACGCUUAUUGUUUUUCCCUGCCCGGUCUAAAUUGAAUAUUAGAUUUAGAGAUCCGGUACUCAGAAUUUUAUAAAUAUGUUAUCGGUGUAUUGUGCUAAGCACAAAGUGACUUUCUACUUUAUCUAGUCAUUAAUUUUAAGACUUAACUUUAUUAUAAAUUGUAUGUUGACUAGAGAAAUAUAGUUUAUAGUGGGUGACCAAGUACCCUCCGAAUUUUAGGUAAUAAUAAAGAAUAUAAAUGUAGUAGACUCUAUGUGCGUAGAAUAAGAGAUAAUCGUGACGGCGAUUCAUCAGAAAGAUGUAGUGAGAUAUUAAAAAAUAUGAAGCGAUAUAGGAAUACUAUAUUGUAUUAUACACUUAGUCCCUGUAGUGUUUUUACUGACCUUUUAUACUUCCGUACCUUUCUAAUCAAUCGUAUACUUAGAAUAUUAAUGAUAGAUAUGAAAACCUCCCUCACUUAGAUUAUAUAAAUAGUGUCUCUAUACAAAUGCUUCGAAAAAAGCGGGUCAAAUUUUUAAUACAAUUUUGCGUGAUAAAUUGUUAUGGGUGAUUCCUUUAUAACUUCUA
This is a messenger RNA of Galleria mellonella (greater wax moth), 2233 nucleotides long. RefSeq names its product atrial natriuretic peptide receptor 2-like. Gene Ontology annotation, biological process: cGMP biosynthetic process; intracellular signal transduction; receptor guanylyl cyclase signaling pathway. Bases 132 to 1649 code for a protein of 505 amino acids. NCBI's taxonomy places the organism in Eukaryota, Metazoa, Arthropoda, Insecta, Lepidoptera, Pyralidae. The record is from RefSeq and is a predicted model, not a curated record. The transcript has 8 exons. Gene Ontology annotation, molecular function: peptide receptor activity; guanylate cyclase activity.